CGGACCUGGGAACCCGCCGUCGCAGCCGGACCGACCCCACCCCGGCCAUGAAGGGCCCCCUGCGCGGAGGAAUGUUCUCCCGGCAUGUCAAACGGCACCCCGGACUCAUUCCCCUCAUUGGCUUCAUCAGUGUGGGCCUGGGCAGCGCGGUGCUGUACCUGCUGAGGCUGGCACUGUACAGCCCCGACGUCAGCUGGGACCGCAAAAAUAACCCCGAGCCCUGGAAUAAGCUGAGCCCCACGGACCAGUACAAAUUUCUGGCAGUUUCCACCGACUACAAGAACCUCAAGAAGGAGCGUCCCAGCUUCUGAGCCCCCCCCGGGACGUGCUGGGGUGGGGGGGGAACCCACCCCCGCCAGAAGAACCCCCCAGCUCUGCCAAAGCCACUGCACACAGGUCCCACCGCUCCCCCAGCCCCCCAAAACUGUGUGGCCGAGUCCCCCCCCCCAAAUAAACCACAUCCCUGCAGAGCCCCCGCGCCCCUCACGGUCACGUUGUGCCUGCACUGAACUCCCAGGACAGCA
Neopelma chrysocephalum (saffron-crested tyrant-manakin) is the source of this 524-nucleotide messenger RNA. Its product is annotated as NADH dehydrogenase [ubiquinone] 1 alpha subcomplex subunit 4-like 2. Lineage: Eukaryota; Metazoa; Chordata; Aves; Passeriformes; Pipridae. Bases 48 to 311 code for a protein of 87 amino acids. The transcript is spliced from 4 exons. The record is from RefSeq and is a predicted model, not a curated record.